AUGAACUCGACCAAGCUGUCUAGCACCCUGCUAGGACUCCAGUCGAAGUCCACGAUGAUAUCAAAUCAGUCCGGUGCGCGAACCUCUACCGAGACUUUCAAUCCUUCGAGCGAGAGUGGUACGCAGACCUCUAUCGAUACGUCCAUAGCUCCACCUGUGCGAGUCUCAACGGGCCGAGUGGAUUCGCAGGUCGAGGAGCCAGCUAUCACUGGUCGUGCGGACACAGGAACUGUGAUAUCUCCAAAGCCAGAUAUCUUGGAACCGCGCAUAGCCCCUUCGGAGAAUGCGAAAUGUGCGACACUCGAGUCGCAGAGGAGCAAUACGACGACAAAUCCACGCCCUCACACUCCGCGAAUGCCUCCUGAGUUCCGCGCAGAUACUAGAUGCUCUUCGUCACUCGUCAAAGCUGCUCUUGCUGCAGGUAUGCCGCCAGCGUCCACGUCUGACCCAGUGUGGCAUAAGGGCAGCAAAUUCAGCAGCGGUACCCAAGCCUCGCCGCCUGGAAAGCGUCAGAGCCUGACAAAUCGACCACACCCGCUGCUGUGGCGGGACCAGUUCAUCGAACAGGCCGGCUCAUAUUGGUACUUUACCAUUUUGCGCUCCCUUCAGCUGACUUCACGCCUCCUGAUGAUGGAUGCAGUAACGAAGCAUAUCGUUGUGAUGGUGGACGGGGAGCUCAGGCGCGACACCAAAGCUGGAGAAGGAGGCAGCGUCAAGACUGAUCUCGCUGAGUUGGCUGGCAUGAAGGACGACCAAGGGCAGCCGUUGCACCCAAACGUUGCUCGAUACCCCAAGCCAGGCCAGGAGAUGGUGGACGAUUCUAUGAGAGCACGGGCUGCUCAGAUAUUGAUGGAAUUGAGACCUUUGGUCCGCUUCCGUAUUGAUGACAUCCGCAUUGAUGACAUGACUGACGGCACAUGUCUUGGUACGACGAGAUCUGCUUCUCGGUGUUGGGCUGAGUACUUUCCUCCCGAUGGUAUUCCUCCCAAUGCGAGCAUCAUUACGAUCAAUGGGAGUAUCUUUGAUAACGUAGCGGGUUACUGUACUUCCAGCGAGCGAAACCAUACAUCUUGUGGUGGUUGGGACUUGCAGAUUGAAGAGGUCAUCUUUGCUACUACCAUGUUCCACGAGAUUUUUCACGCUCUGGACCGCGCGUUUAAUCGCCCUCACUUGGCUGGAGUUGUCGAGACAUUCUUUGGAGAUUGUGUACUGGCCGAGUGUGGUUUUGCCGCUACAGCUGCGGUUUUUGAUGGCAUUCCAGUGAAGGGUACACCACAAGGCCGCUCCGAGUCCAGGUUGGGGAAAUAUCGGCGUGUACUCGACUAUUACGAGGCCCCGGACCCAUCGAAAGGCUAUGCAGGGAACUUCCUCAAAUUGGAGCCUUGGCCCUCCAAAUGCUUUGCAGAGUGGUAUGAAGACAAAAUCCCCUCGAUUAAGAGAGAUGCUUCGACGCUGCUCGAUAAAGGAUGCUACAUUGUCUCAAUGUCGUUCGUGGAAGAUAUCUUCACGGAUGAGUAUUGGAAUGUUGAGGUACCCAAGCUUGGCCAGUCGCCGCUUCGAGUGCCAAAAGUAUCAUAUCUACCAAUCAAGCGGGAGACAAAGGCUUUGGCCAAGGCACUGAGAUUGUCGGAAGAGCUGGCCAGGAUGGUAUUGUCGGAAGAGCUGGCCUGGAGGAUAGUACUGUCGAAAGUUGAUGAGUCGCAGAGUCCGAGCGAGCCGGUAGGCAGUCAAAAUUCUGGCUAG
Ramularia collo-cygni is the source of this 1743-nucleotide messenger RNA. RefSeq lists its product as uncharacterized. Bases 1 to 1743 code for a protein of 580 amino acids. Lineage: Eukaryota; Fungi; Ascomycota; Dothideomycetes; Mycosphaerellales; Mycosphaerellaceae. The record is from RefSeq and is a predicted model, not a curated record. The transcript has a single exon.